GAGGCGCGGACGGAGCCGCCCUCCGGACGCCGGACAUGGGCCGCCCGCCGCCCGCGCUGCUGCUGCUGCUGCCGCUGCUGUGGCUGCACACCUGCCUUCCAGCCUCCCAGGGCCUGCGGUGCGUGAGGUGCGAGCGCACCGGGGCCUGCAGCGAGGAGGAGUGCAUGCCGGGCCGGGCUCUCUGCCGGACCACGGCACUGCGCGUGUGGGAAGGAGGGGAGGAGCUGAAGGUGGUGGAGAGAGGCUGUGCCCACCCAGAGAAGACCAACAGGACCAUGAGCUACCGAACCGGCCCGCAGAUCAUCACGCUCACGGAGACCGUGUGUGCGUCAGACCUGUGCAACAAGCCCACACCUGGCCAGGCUCCCUCCUUCCCCCGAGGCCGCUACCUGGAAUGUGCUUCCUGUGCCUCCUCGGACAUGAGCUGUGAGAGGAGCCGGGAGCAGAGCCUGCAGUGCCGGAACCCUGGAGACCAGUGUCUGGAGGUGGUGAGCCACCGAAGCCAGGAAGGGAGCCUGCGGGAUGAACACCACUCCCGCGGCUGUGGCCACCUGCCUGGCUGCCCGGGGCCCACGGGCUUCCACAACAACCACACCUUCCACUUCCUGCUGUGCUGUAACACCUCCAACUGCAACAAGGGCCCAGUGCUGGAGCUGCACAACCUGCCGCCCAACGGCCUCCAGUGCCACAGCUGUGAGGGCAACAGCACCCACGGGUGCUCCUCGGAUGAGACGACCCUCACCGACUGCCGGGGGCCCAUGAACCGGUGCCUGGAGGCCACCGGCACCGACGCAGAGUUGAAGGGAGCGGGGGAGAGACAGAGAGCUUCCAUCCACUGCUUUGUUCCCCCAAUGGCUGCCGACAGCCCGGGCUGAUCCAGACCGAAGCCGGCAGCCAGGCGCUCCGUCCAGGCCUCCCACGUGGGUGCAGGGGCCCAAGCGCUUGGCCCAACCUCUGCGGCUUCCUCAGGCCCUUUAGUAGGGGCUCGGAUCGGAAGUAGAGCAGCCGGGACUUGAACCAGCGCCCAUAGGGAGGUGCCCGCGGGGCAGGUGGUGCCGGCCUGCCGAGCCACAGCGCCGGCCCCCUCUCUGGUCUUAACAUUCUCUCAGGCGCCUAAAAAAAAAAAAAAAAAAAAUCACUGUUUGUGUGAGUGGCAUCCAUACCUAUAUACGGCGCUGGAAUUAGAACUGAGAAAAACUCUAACGGCUUAUUUAUUCCUUCUGCAGUAACAGUUAUAGCUAUAGCUGUAAGAAAAGUCACAUAUUUCUCCCAUGAAAAACGCCUGUAUUUCCCCCAAACAACAACACAAAGCGCGGCGAGAAGCCUGGCAUUGUCUGCGCCGCACAUGGCCCGAGUGUCUGGCUAAGAGAAGACAGCUGGGGCCCUGCAUAUGCUCAGCCUUCAGGCUGCGUCCUGGGGUUUCUGGAACACUCCGCGGAGGACGGGGAGGCCAGGCCAGGGCU
This is a messenger RNA of Lepus europaeus (European hare), 1463 nucleotides long. It is a transcript of the gene PLAUR, whose product is annotated as plasminogen activator, urokinase receptor. Bases 36 to 875 code for a protein of 279 amino acids. Gene Ontology annotation, cellular component: plasma membrane. The record is from RefSeq and is a predicted model, not a curated record. The transcript is spliced from 7 exons. NCBI's taxonomy places the organism in Eukaryota, Metazoa, Chordata, Mammalia, Lagomorpha, Leporidae.